AUGAAUUGCUUACUUGCUGUCUCAGUGCUUGUAGCUGUAGCUAUAGUUGAGGGUAGCUAUAACUUUGCUCCAAAGUACGGUAAGUUUGGAUAUGUUGCCGCCAAGGUAGCUGCUGGAAGCUGUCCUUAUGGAUGGAGUCUAUAUCACGGGAGCUGUUAUUAUUUCAGUAGAGACAGACUGACCUGGUGGCAAGCCUCUAUGAAAUGCGCUUCCAUGGGAGGUUUCUUGUGUAAUAUCGAUGCAGCGCACGAAAACACCUACGUCAGACAUCACCUAGCGAUGUAUGGAGUGUCCCCUGGAGCUUGGAUGGGACUGAAUGACUGUCUGUACCCUAACGCUCACAGAUGGAGUUGGGGAUUCACAAAUAAGCGAUGCCAUAAAUUUGAUUGGUAUGGUAACGAGCCCAUUUACCACAAAUCUGGCGACUGGAACUGUGGUGUCUUCUGGUCCAGUUAUAAAUACCACUGGCACGUGGACAGCUGUGCGCAAACGAAUUACUACGUCUGCGAAAUGAGACUGGGAAAACCUUGCAAAUGCCAAUACUAA
Messenger RNA from Ostrea edulis (European flat oyster), 546 nucleotides. RefSeq names its product perlucin-like protein. The record is from RefSeq and is a predicted model, not a curated record. Gene Ontology annotation, molecular function: signaling receptor activity. Bases 1 to 546 code for a protein of 181 amino acids. Lineage: Eukaryota; Metazoa; Mollusca; Bivalvia; Ostreida; Ostreidae. The transcript is spliced from 5 exons.